AACAUUUCUUUUUUCUUCGAAAUUUACUCGUUUAAAAAGUAAAAAAUAUGUUUCUGAAUCAAAUUCAAAUAUAAAUCAAAGAAAUUUGUAAAUACCGUUACCAAAGCCAAAUCACCAGCACAUGAUGAGCGCGCGCAGCAUCGGCAUGCUGAAAAUGAUCAGACACUCUUGGCGCACGUUUCCACGACGUUUGGCCACCAAGGUGACCACGGUGGGCGGCGAUGAAGUGGGCAGUGGAACCGGAAUCGGCCAGAUCACCGGCGGCGUGCGAACAAGCGACGGUCCGCAGAAGGUGAACACGCCGUCCAAGGAGAUUGUCACCCACUUGCCGCCCCUCACUGAGCCCCUGCCCAAUCUGCCAGAGGCUGUCUACGCUGCUCCACUGGCGGAGAGUGCCGUUACCAAAGUGACGACCUUGCCCAACGGUCUAAGGGUUGCCUCGGAGCCGCGCUACGGACAGUUCUGCACAGUUGGCCUGGUUAUUGACUCUGGACCACGAUACGAGGUGGCCUACCCAAGCGGAGUCUCGCAUUUUCUUGAAAAGUUGGCCUUCAAUUCCACAGUAAACUUUCCCAACAAGGACGCAAUACUUAAGGAGCUGGAGAAGAACGGCGGCAUCUGCGACUGCCAGAGCUCUCGCGACACACUCAUCUAUGCCGCCAGCAUCGACAGCCGUGCCAUCGAUUCAGUGACGCGUCUGCUGGCGGACGUUACCCUGCGGCCAACGCUCAGCGAUCAGGAAGUGAAUCUGGCCAGGCGAGCCGUCAACUUUGAACUGGAAACGCUGGGCAUGCGGCCGGAGCAGGAGCCCAUUUUAAUGGAUAUGAUCCACUCGGCGGCCUACAGAGACAACACCUUGGGCCUGCCCAAGCUUUGUCCACUGGAGAACCUUGACCACAUCGAUCGGAAGGUGCUGAUGAAUUACCUCAAGUACCACCACUCUCCCAAGCGCAUGGUCAUCGCUGGUGUGGGAGUGGAUCAUGAUGAGUUGGUGAGCCAUGUUAAACAGUACUUUGUGGAAGACAAAGCCAUCUGGGAAACAGAAGCCCUGGAUGAUUUGGGACCCAAGCAAGUUGACACAUCUAUUGCUCAAUACACCGGUGGCUUAGUUAAGGAACAAUGCGAAAUCCCCAUUUAUGCUGCCGCUGGUCUUCCUGAGCUGGCACAUGUUGUCCUUGGUUUUGAGGGCUGCUCCCAUCAGGAUAAGGACUUCGUACCACUUUGCGUCCUGAACAUAAUGAUGGGUGGCGGUGGCUCCUUCUCUGCCGGCGGUCCUGGCAAGGGCAUGUACUCGCGUUUGUAUACGAAAGUGCUAAAUCGCUACCAUUGGAUGUAUAGCGCCACGGCCUACAACCAUGCCUACGCUGACACUGGGCUGUUCUGCAUCCACGGCAGCGCACCGCCACAGCACAUGAACGAUAUGGUCGAGGUGCUGACCCGUGAGAUGAUGGGUAUGGCCGCUGAGCCGGGUCGGGAGGAGCUGAUGCGCUCAAAGAUUCAGCUGCAGUCCAUGCUGCUGAUGAACUUGGAGUCGCGACCUGUUGUAUUCGAAGAUGUGGGCCGCCAAGUGCUGGUGACGGGGCACCGCAAACGACCUCAGCAUUUUAUCAAGGAAAUUGAGAGUGUGACUGCCGCCGACAUUCAGCGCGUUGCGCAGCGGGUUUUGAGUUCUCCGCCCUCGGUGGCGGCCCGUGGUGAUAUUCACAAUCUCCCAGAGAUGAGCCACAUCACCAACGCUGUCAGUGGGUCGGGACGCAGCGGUUUGGGUCGUCGACUUUCCCUGUUUAAAUAGCGCUGGAUGUGAGACCACCACGAUCCAAAAGACCCUUUAGCUUUGUUGGACUCGUAUUCACAAUUUUGUACGAAGGCAAUCGUGUUAAGUUUAAAUUGGCUUAAAAAUUUACCAAAAUUUGAUUUGGCUA
Drosophila ficusphila is the source of this 1922-nucleotide messenger RNA. Its product is annotated as mitochondrial-processing peptidase subunit alpha. Lineage: Eukaryota; Metazoa; Arthropoda; Insecta; Diptera; Drosophilidae. Gene Ontology annotation, molecular function: metal ion binding; metalloendopeptidase activity. The transcript is spliced from 6 exons. Bases 122 to 1792 code for a protein of 556 amino acids. Gene Ontology annotation, cellular component: mitochondrion. The record is from RefSeq and is a predicted model, not a curated record.